CCACUGGUUGAAAUAUAGCAAAUGUCGGGGAAUCAGCAUGUUGAUCACUCUAUAGAAGAUGGAGGUGAUGAAGUUCGUGAAGAUGUAGUUGAUGCAAGGCCAGACAGAAGUAGCAGAUUCUCACUUUUUGCAAAGAAAAAGAAGAAUGGAGAAGAAGAACAGCCAAAGUCCUCUCUCAGUAAUCAGUACCGAAUUGUUACACCCACAUUCCAGUAUAAUAUGGACUACAAGAAAGUUGGCAAAUGUAUUAUUAUAAACAACAAAAAUUUUGAAGACAAAACAGGAAUGGGUACACGCAAUGGCACUGAUAAAGAUGCUGGAGAUUUAGCUAAGAGUUUUCAGAACUUGGGGUUUGAGGUUUGCACAUACAAUGACCGAAGCCGGGGUGAUAUGGAAAAAUUACUGAAGCAAGCUGCUGAGGAGAAUCACAGUGAUGCCGCUUGUUUUGCCUGUAUCCUGCUAAGCCAUGGAGAAGAAGGCCUCAUCUAUGGCACUGAUGGACCCAUGGCUAUCAAGAGUUUGACUGCGCUAUUCAGAGGAGACAAGUGUAAAAGCCUUAUAGGCAAACCCAAGUUAUUCUUCAUUCAGGCAUGCAGAGGCUCUGAAUUUGAUGAAGGCAUACAAACUGACUCUGGACCUGCAAAUGACACUCUGGAGACAGAUGCCAAUCCAAGAUACAAAAUUCCAGUGGAAGCAGAUUUUCUGUUUGCGUAUUCCACAGUGCCAGGUUAUUACUCCUGGAGGAAUCCUGGAAGAGGCUCCUGGUUUGUGCAGUCCCUGUGCUCUGUGCUAAAUGAGCAUGGAAAACAACUUGAGAUCAUGCAGAUCCUCACACGGGUCAACUAUGUGGUUGCCACCAAUUUUGAAUCACAGUCUGAUGAUCCACGCUUCAGUGAGAAGAAGCAGAUUCCCUGUGUGGUCUCUAUGCUCACCAAGGAACUUUACUUCUGAAAGUGUACUUUAAUGCAGCCAGUGAUGAAAAAUCAGGAUAUGGUUUUGGGUGGAGAUUUGAUUAUAAACUGGAGUAAUACAUUUUUAAUAACAGAAAUUUAAUUACACUAGAUUUUUAUAUUGUAUAAGAUGGGGUAUCUGAUGGCUGGCCAAUAUGCAAGACUUUAAGGAAGAAAUAAAUGCUGUGGGCCAACCUGACAGCUAAUACUAAUGACUGUAUCUUAAUUUCCCUUAGUAUGGCUGUCAUGAUUUAUGGCUACUGAUGACAUUCUGGGAGUAAGCUACCUGACCCGUAAAGGUUUAUUCCAGGAAACAGAUUGUAAAUUAAGAAGAAACAAAUUAAAUUGUGAGACUCUAUCUUUUCAUUCACUGUGAACUCAUGGAACCAUAACUUCCUUGGAAAUUUCCAGAGACCAUCAUAUUAUGGGUAUGUCCAAUGAUGAAACAGUUUGUAGCUAUUUAAAAGGAUGCUUCUUAGUCUAUUACAUUAAUUUCCCUUACAUGAGCACUAUUAAUGAAGACUAAUGGUUGUUCUGUGCUUCUGGAAGUCAAUUUAUUUAGUUGUCACUCUAGCAUAAAUGAAUAAACAAAAAAUGGGGGUUUGUCAAUGAUUUACCUGAAUAGUAUGAAAAUAUAGUAGAAAAUUCAGAAUUAAACUCCUUGGAAAUGAUUGGCAAACUGUAAUUGGGUGAUGCCUUGUGAAAGUGCCAUUGUAAAGAUUUCUGCCUUGCAGAUGACAGCUAACUGAUAAAGCAGCCUGAAACAGUGGUACUGCAGUGUUUCUGCUUGCAGAAAUAAAAAUGUCUGCUUGUUGAUUAAGAAGGUUUGAACCAACAGAAAGUUAAUGCCACAGAUUUGAUAUAAAGCAUUAACAUUUAAUGUUGAAAUGAUAGAAUUAUAUGUUCCAGUAACAAACGGAUAUUCAGGUAUAGCUUCUAUUUGUGAGGAAUUUUGCCAACACUGGAAAUACUUACUUGAAGCAGAAACUAGAAGUGCCUUUUUAGGGUCUUGAUUUUGUAUUUUGGGGCUAUAUUGGUGAUGUUGGUAUUCCUACUUUUUAUAUACUCUUUAAAAUUGGUAGCUAGCUCAAAGUAAGUUUAAUGAUGGUUAAACUGAUAAAUGAUCAGUUGUUCUCCCUUUUCCUGGUUAAUGUACUCUUUGCAAUCUUCUUCGAAAGUAAGUGCAUAUUAUUAAAGCCAAGUUACCAAAUGAUUAAGUUUAUUUUCUUACAAAUACUGUGACAUAGUGAGGCAUAUUUAUAUUUUCCUAAGUCAAAUCUACAGUUCUUUGAAUUACAGGCAGUGAUUGUUUUAUGGAUGUCUUGAGCAUGAAAUCAAUAAAGGCCUUUUUAAAAAAUCCUGUUAAUA
Pezoporus flaviventris is the source of this 2318-nucleotide messenger RNA. RefSeq names its product caspase 7 (gene CASP7). NCBI's taxonomy places the organism in Eukaryota, Metazoa, Chordata, Aves, Psittaciformes, Psittacidae. The record is from RefSeq and is a predicted model, not a curated record. The transcript is spliced from 7 exons. The coding region runs from base 22 to 951 and encodes 309 amino acids. Gene Ontology annotation, biological process: proteolysis; apoptotic process. Gene Ontology annotation, cellular component: cytoplasm.